AUGAACAUUACACUUUCGACGUCUGCUGACACCGCAUGGCUGGAGAUUGCCACGGGGCAUGUUGCAGCUACGGAACAUGCAGGUGAACCUCCUUGCUCCGAUGUGCAGAAUGACAGUGGUCUGAUUGAAAAGUACGCACGGGCUCGGAAAAACCGUUGCGAGCAUAAAGCUGGAGCUGUCAAUCGAAAAUGCCAGCAAUUGGUGCCAGGCUAG
Messenger RNA from Suhomyces tanzawaensis NRRL Y-17324, 213 nucleotides. RefSeq lists its product as uncharacterized. The transcript has a single exon. NCBI's taxonomy places the organism in Eukaryota, Fungi, Ascomycota, Pichiomycetes, Serinales, Debaryomycetaceae. The coding region runs from base 1 to 213 and encodes 70 amino acids. The record is from RefSeq and is a predicted model, not a curated record.